Messenger RNA from Cladophialophora immunda, 1491 nucleotides. RefSeq lists its product as uncharacterized. Gene Ontology annotation, molecular function: phosphatidylcholine binding; choline-phosphate cytidylyltransferase activity. The coding region runs from base 1 to 1491 and encodes 496 amino acids. The transcript has 3 exons. Gene Ontology annotation, cellular component: nuclear envelope. Lineage: Eukaryota; Fungi; Ascomycota; Eurotiomycetes; Chaetothyriales; Herpotrichiellaceae. Gene Ontology annotation, biological process: CDP-choline pathway. The record is from RefSeq and is a predicted model, not a curated record.
AUGUCGUCACCAUCCUCUACGUCUUCCGCGAAGCGGAAAAGGACGACCGCCCCAACCGACCUCCAACAACCAUCGUCGCGCGACGCUUCAGGCGAAGAGCUGGCCGAUUCGCCCUCGCACAACCUACGGAACCGCAAGCAUGCCUCGAGUAAUUCUAUCGACGGUGCAGUGCCGCCUAGUAAGCGAGCUCGCACUCGGUCCAUCGCCAAACCUGUCGAGCCCAAUGGAGCGAGUGAAAAGGACGUUGCCAAUGAGGAAGACCCUGGUGAGCCGUCAAGCACUACUGCGGAUAGCCAAGAGAUCGAAGAAACGGCCAGGAAAAGGCAAAGGACCGUCACAAGUGCUAUGAAGAAAGCAAUUGUCAAUGACGACCGGGGCACAAUGGAGAAUGUACCAAAAGCAGGCUUGAGGGAUCCCGUUGGGUACAAGACCAAUCCGCCACCGGUUGGUAGGCCCGUCAGAGUCUACGCUGACGGUGUGUUUGAUCUCUUCCACCUUGGGCACAUGCGCCAGCUGGAACAAGCGAAGACCGCAUUCCCAGAUACCUAUCUAAUAGUCGGGGUUACGGGCGACGCCGAGACACACAAGCGUAAAGGUCUGACCGUGCUCACUGGUGCAGAAAGAGCCGAGACGCUUCGCCAUUGCAGAUGGGUCGACGAAGUCAUCCCUAAUUGCCCCUGGAUUGUGACCCCAGAGUUCCUGGAAAAGCAUAAGAUUGACUAUGUGGCCCACGACGACGAACCCUAUGGCGCCGAUGAAGGGGACGAUAUCUAUGCGCCUAUUAAAAAGGAGGGCAAGUUCCUGGUCACGCAACGAACCGAGGGAGUCUCGACAACGGGAAUCAUUACAAAGAUUGUUCGAGAUUAUGAAAAGUACAUCGUUCGCCAACUCAAGCGAGGGACUAGCCGGCAAGAGCUGAACAUAAGCUGGCUCAAGAAAAACGAACUUGAUCUCAAGAGGCACAUGCAGGAGCUGAGAGACAGCGUCAAGUCAAACUGGGUCACUGCCGGAGGAGAGAUCUCCCGGGACCUGCGGUCAUUCUGGACGAAUGCCAGUUCGAGACCCGCGAGUCCUGCUCCGUUUAACAGACAACUGAGCGAUGGAGGCCUCAAGAGUCCCCUCCUCAGCGGUGGCAUGACUACCGUCGAGCAAUUGAAACAGUUGGAGACGGCCAUCAACCCAGAGAAGCGAAGUGACUCUCCUGGUAGGCUCAGUAGGAGCGAAGAUUUUGCCGCAGGAUACAGCUUGGGGUUGAUUGGGGGUGUGAAAUCAUGGAUGAUGCGAGGGAAACGGGCUCUGCGCGACAGCCAGGCACCCAGCCCAGAAGGAAGUGAAGAUGAUGAAGCUAGAAGCCCCAUCAGCAAUGACGGAGAAAACGACAUAUUUGGAUUGAAGACACCUCCCCUUGGUUCGAUUCGGGGGAGAAAAGGCAAGAUCGCUAAGAGUAAUGUCGAAGAGCCCAAGCGAGAGGCCAUGGACGUGAUGCAUUGA